AUGAGCCAUGAACCACCAGCAUCAUUAUCGAAUGACAAGACGACAGCAUCAGCAGCAGCACCUCCUUCCACAUCCACAACGAGCAGCCCAAUGUUUGAGCUGACUGGACUUUAUGGCCGUAUUACAUUAGACAAUGUCUAUUUGAAUGGAUUGCAUGCACUUCGAAGGCUGGAUAUACAAAACUUGUCAGAUCAGCCUAUACUUGUCAAGAUGAGGUCCAAUCUACGCAACCAAAUAGCAUUCCAAUUAGAGAAUGAGAAUAUAUCCAGUCUACCGGAAUCCACAUUACAAAGCAUCGUGACAACCAACACUGUGAGCUGGUCUCGUGAAGCAGCUGAAGAAUACCCGUUCAAUCAACUAUUCAACUAUAUCAACCACAUUGAUCAGAUUGAUUUGGAACCAGGUCAAACUCGCAGUUUUAUACUAGCUUUUUUACCGGAAACCGACAACGAUGCUCGUCCCCAACAGCAGCAACAGAAUGAAGACGACUUUGACAUGUCAGUGGCAGCCGCAACCACUCAUGACGAUGAUACAGAGACAUACAGCAUGUUUAACGUUACAGGCAGCUUGUUUUUCUUUGGCUAUUACAAUACAGCCAACAAGAGUCUGACAGACAACGACAGUGCCACUACAAAGGAUGUGCUAUCAACGUCCAGUUUAGCCGACUAUCAGGUUUCUGUGAAAUUCAGAGCAAGUGUGUGUCAGUCUGCACUAUGGACAGAUGUUGCAGAAACUGGUUUAAAUUUUGAUGAUUGCGUACUGGGCGAGACUUAUUACAAGGAUUUCACCAUACAAAAUCGAUCUGAGAUUGAUCUCUACUGGCUACUUAACACUAUGGACCUCGUUAGCAACAACGGUCGAGAUUGGCUGCAGUUCAUUGAUGCAGACACAGGCGAUGCGUUGAAAUCAGACGAACCUAUUUCCAGCUUCUCCAGCAAGCAAGUGCGUAUGCUCUUUUGGCCUAAAGAAGUGGGUGAAUACAAUUACGAUCUACAGGUGGAGAAUGCCAAUGAUGCACGCAAUGUGGUACAGACAAAGGUACAUGCCACUGUACGAUCCGUGCUGAGAAAGGAGACUUUGAUCGUCAGUAGUGGCCAUGUUGUGGAUUUUGGCGAUUGUAUAUCUGGUGCUUGGGCAGUACAACAAAUUGUGCUCAACAAUGUCAGUGAAUCCCCUGUGGAAGUCCGAUUUCUACCAGAAGGUGCUGAGGUCAUUUUUGAUAUCAAGCAAGAUACAACUGUAGUGGAACCGAGUGAAGCAACAGCCUAUACAGAGCGUAUGGAUAACACUAGAAUGAAUUCAAUGCGACGCAAAUACAACAAUCACAGUGCCAGUCGAACCAAUACAGGUGGCAUGAAUACACCAGCGACAGGCAUCAGCGAAUUGUCAGGUCCCAACAGCGAGUUGAGCUCACGAUCGUCGUCCCCUACACCUAUUCGUACUACAACAGACAAUGAUGGAUUCUUCUCGCCUGCAUUGACCGAGUCGCCCAAUGGUUCCCGUAUUCACUUUCCGUCGCACGCUACCAUUCCCGAGGACUCUGAUUCUGAUGCUGGCGGCAUGGGCGGCUUGAUGAGUGUGGAUGGCAGUAUCUUUACAGAAGCCAGCUCCUUCAAUGAAACCUCGACGGUGAUAUCUGCUACUACUGCAUCUGCUGCGUCUGUGGUCACCUCUUCCUCUAAUGCACCUGUGACGCUGAGCACGACAGAGAGCUACACCCGUAUUGAGGACUUUGUCUUGAAACCAGGUACCGAGCGAGUGAUUCAAGUCUCCUACCGACCGCAAAAAGACGCCUCCAUCACCGACUUUAAUGCAGGACAAUUGAUCCGUCGCAACUUUAGAAUCUUACUCGAGUACGGUACUUUUCGCACAGAGGAAGCAAAAGAAAAGAAGGUGAUUCAAUGUCGAGCCAGAACCUGCACCUCUUUUGUAGAGGCCAUACCCAAAGUGAUCAAUUUUGGUGAUACAGAUGUGGGUACGCUCAAGUCGCUGCCUAUUAAUAUCUUUAAUCGGUCUGAUAUCCUGGCACGUGUGGAGUUGCAGUUUAGUUCAAAGGUGCUCAAUUGUUUGCGUGGUGAAAUCACCAUUCAGCCAAGAAGCUACGUGGAGCUCAAGUUGGAUCUGUACCCGCGCAAGGUCAAUCCAGACUACCGAAAGCAGAUUACGCUGGUCAACUUCCUCAACAAGGACAAUGAUCAGAUUAUUGAAGUGCACAGUACCAACAUUGACAAGAACAGAGUGACCUUCCACUCGCUGUUUUACCGUAUUCUCACAGCUACAGGUGCUAAUUUCCUGGAUUUUGGUUCGAUCGCCCUCAAUUCGCCUUCCUUGAGAACAUUUACCGUAGAGAAUAUCAGAGACAAGCCAUUGCAGUUGGAAAUCACAACGUCGCUGCCAGAGGAUAUUGCCAUUUAUACGCGCAACAAGAACAAGGUCAACGAAAAUGCGCUGCCUAAUGCUGCUGCUGCUGCAAACGCCGCCACCAUCACCUCCACGAGCGCCAUUGCGUCCUCUGCUGCUCUAAAUGCUGCUUCUGCCAUGAUAGCCACUGCUACCAACACCACUUCUGCCAAUCUGUCGUCGUCUUCCAAGCUGUCCAACUCCAUCACAGCAGAAGCCAUUGAAAAAGGAGAUGUGCUUGCUGAUAUACCCGCUACUUCACUGACACCUGCACUGAGUAAUAGACGCAGAUCCAAGCUCUUGCUCGAGUCCAUCAGUAAUCGUCGUAUUGCCAAGCCCAAAUCCUUGUCCAGCUCCAGCUCCAAGGACACAGCCAAGACCAAGAAGCAUACCUCUGAAUCAGAAGCCACCAACAAACGACGUACCUCUGAUGCUAAAAAGGAGCUCAUGGCAGCAAGACGUAUGCGUCAAUCAGUGCAGCAGCUUAAAAUGGAUCAAGCGCACUCUUCUACUGCCUAUCUGGACCUUGCUCUACCACCAUUGCACUCGCUCAAAUCCUACAGACGAAAGAUGAUUCAGGUCAAUUCAGAUCCCAGCUUCCUCAAGCAUCAUCAUCGCAAGGGACUUCACAGCAGAUUGUUGCAUAUACCUGAAGAAAAGGAUUGUGUGGAUAACAAGGAUAUGUGUGCUACCAAGGAUGCUGUUCAGUCCAACAAGUCGCAACACCACCCACGUCAAAUGGUCACUAAAAAGAGCAAUGCUUCUGCUGCUGCUAGUGGUAAGCACACCAAGCAUGGUAAAGAAGAUAUGCUACUGACGACGGGCGGUCGCCAUCAUCUGCGUGUGUCUACGCCCAACAACAGCAACAGCACCGCUACAGCUUCACCUUCUAUUGCCUCCAAGAACGCAUCUCGCUUAUCCAGCCACACGCGCCACAACAAUUAUGGUACACGAAAUGCCAAGACCAAGCGAUCACUGGGCAUUACAGCAGCUCGCUACAAGUCUCGCAAGAACCUGGACUGGUCAGAUAUUGCAGGCAAAUCUCGUGUGCCUUUUGAGGACCUGAUCUCUGUGCUGGAACAUGGUUCCAAAGCAUCCCCUCCUCUGUUUCCCAAACAAUCUGCAGAGGAACAGUUUGUGCGGUACCAAUUGGCAUGGCGUAGAGAAUUGGACCGUCUGAUAGAGAAGGGUGUAUUGGUGCGCACCUCGUUGGUGGACGUGGAUCCCAAGGGCGAGGAAGAGGUCGUGAUUGUGAUUACACCGUGUGGUGCUACCAAGCCUCAUAUUCAGUCUGCUCCCAAGAAACAAGACGCACGCAUCUUUUUGAGGUUGGUGCAAUUUGAUCGUGAUAUUGAACAAACCGAGUUUGAGAAUCUGCUGGAUACAAAUCAAACGGAUAUCCCUGUGCGUGAAGUUAUUUUGCGUUCUCAAUUGUGUCGUUCUGUCAUGGAUCUGGGUCAAAAGAACAUCAACUUUGGUCUGGUGGAGAGAAACGAGCGUCAUGCCAAGACGAUUGUGCUGCACAAUCGCAGCGAAACACCUUUGCUGUACGCCAUUCGCAAGUCUGGUUCCAUUGCCUCGGGUGACAUUGACUUGGAUGUGGGUCGCUAUGGUGUUGUCCGUUCGUACGGUAAACGUGAAGUCGAGUUUGUGUUUGAACCGACAUUGUCCGGCCCCUUUAUGGAGAAACUGGUGAUUGAGAACAUCCGUGAUCGCACCAACGACCAAGUGUUGCUGCUCAAGGCGCAAGUGCGUAAACCAUCGACCUUCUUGAUCAAGUCAUUGGAAAUGUCCUUUGGCCGCUGUUUAGUGGAUCAGCCCUGUCAGCGUACAGAGACCAUCGUGUUGACCAACACUAACAAGCAAUCGCGUAUGUUUGAAGUGCGUGUGGAUCCCAACGAAGUCAUCUUUGGUCGUUACUAUGGCGAGUUUGACUUUGAUGUCAAGGAAGACGACACAAACACCAUCUCCAAGGAAGCAGAGGAAGAGAUUGAAAACUUGGAACAGAAGCUCAAGAUUGCUAAGCGUAAAGCUCAACCAGACAAGGUGAAGAAGUAUUUGCGUAAAUUGGCAAAGCUUAAGAAUUUGGACCACGAUGACAAGGAAGAUGCUGAUUCUGGUAAAGACAAGGACAAAGAGGAAAAAGUUGCCAAAUCUGCCAAAUCGCCUGCAAAGACCAAGAGCGAUGCUGAUGCUGCUACUACUACUUCUUCCAGUACCAAUGCGGUCGUCUCUGUAGCUGCUGCUGCCACCAGUAGUAUCAAGGAGAGCAACAUUGUGUUUAAAAAGACGGCAGAGAGCGUGGUGUUUCCUUUGGAUGCGCAUGCUUCCAAGACGGUGUCUGUUACCUUCAAACCUGUGUUGCGGCCAUUCCAAACUGCUGAAGAUGCUCAGGAGGACAACAAGAAACCCGAGGAAGCUAUUUCUGUCAAGGGCCGUAUUUUGGUGCAUGAAUACAAGAAUACAGAUGUGUGUAAGAGUAUUGUCUAUACAGCAGAGGUGUAUACAGAUGAAGCUGCCUAUAUUGAUGCUCUAGCGCUUGAGAAUGAUGGUGAAAAUACGGGUGCUGCAUCGACUAGAGCGGAUGCUGCUGCCAUGGCUACUGCUAAUGCUGCUAAUGCUGCUAAUGCGACUUCUCAAGCUGAGAAGUCCAGUGCUGUUGCUGCUACUACGCCACACACAAGUUCAGAUGCAAGCCAAAGCGAGACCAGCGCGGCUCCCACUGAACAAGAAGAGGAAGAACCGGAGGCCAUUCAGCUGGAAAGACACUUUUUCGAUGGUGGUCGUGUGGAACUGAACCAAGAAGCCGUUUUUUAUGUCAAGGUGACCAAUACCUCUCAACAGCCGAUUGGAUUUGCCUUGUCUACAGCACAAGUGCCCUCUGUAUUCGACUUUGAUGCAGGCGGAGAAGCAUCCAAGGAGCUUUUACCUGGCGAAACCAGAAAGAUCCGUUACGGUAUCAAGCCAACGCAAGUAGGUAAACAACAAUACACUUUCUCUGUCAGAAACAAGCGUACUGGCUCCUUGCAACCAUUUACCAUUGAAUGCUUGGUUCAUUGCAGCACGUAUUUGGAGUUCCCUUCUUUGGCAGAUGAAGCCAAUGGUGUGUUGGAUCUUGGUUUCUCAUACGUGGAUCCAGGAAGCAAAUAUUCACAGGUGACGCCUUUGCUGGUAGAGAACAAGUCUGGACAAGAUGUCUUUAUUACGUGUCAAAGUAACUUGUCUCAUCAAGUCUUGAUUUUUAUGGACGAGGCAGGUGAACGUGGCUUGGUGGAGAUGAUGCCCCUGAAAUGUGGUAGCAUGACCACUGUGUGGGUGGCUGUUCAGCCUAAUUUACUGACAGGCUAUCUUGGUAAUUCAGCAGAUGAAUGUCGUGAGCUGGUGGGUGGUAUCAAGUUUUCCGUCUAUGAAAAAGAUCAGCAGCAACAGCAGCAGCAAGACCAAGACCAAGACCAGAACAUGUUGCUCAUGUUGACACAAACGGUCAAGUUUAUCUCCAUCAUUGGCCAAUCUCAUCUGGAAGUCUCUGACAAGGUGAUCAAUAUGGGCUACACGGAUCUGCUUCAAAAAGAGUUUUAUGGUGCUUUCACUAUCAAGAACAAGUCGGGUGAGUUGCCCCUGGAUUAUGAAGUCGAGUGCUCCAGUGCCAACAUUGAACUGGAUCGUCGUGGUGGUACGUUGCAUGGCUGGCGCGGUACUAAAUUGCGAAGAGACACAGACAUGAGUUAUCUGGACACCAGCAGCACGGAUGAUCAAAAGAAACGCAAGGGAAGUUUGGCGAGCCUUCACGCCAAUGACAGUUCCUGCAGCAUUGAUGGUGUGCGUCGUGGCUCCUAUGAUGAUUUCAAUUCUGUGCCUGCUUCCUUGACGCAAAUUACGUUUCGCAUCAGCGCGUAUCGUUAUGGUUUGUUGAAUGAGAAGCUGAUUGUCACCAACAAGAGAAAUAGCCAAGAAGUGUUUGUGAUUGAUGUGCGAUUAUUUGUGGACUGCAAGAAAUUGGACGCCUGGGCUUUACCUUCCAAAAAGCUGCUGUUACAGUCAAGCAGUGGCCAUCAAAACGGAUAUGCGGAUGAUGAUUACGACCAGACAGACCAUCGUGAAGCAGAUCCCUUGCCUUUGAUCAAGUGGGAGAGUAUCUACAUUAGUCCUGUGACGACAUCAGCUGCACAAGAAGAGGAGACAGUGCUUCAAAUCAUGGAACUUCCUGAAGCAGAUGCGCAUCGUCUCUAUGUGCGUGAACUGGAUAUUGCCAACACAUCAGGUCAGCCCAUGCAAUUGGUGGUCAUGAGUGAUGUGGACAUCACGGCUGGUUUUGCCGUCGAUGAAGAUAAGGUCAAGGCAGUGGCUCUGGAGCACAAGGACAACUUGUUUGCUCAACGCAGUGGCCAACUUUCCUUGCAGCCUGGUCAACGUAUCCGUGUGCGUUUGCAUAACCCUUCUGCUGAGAAACUAGAUGAAGACGGUCGCUCAUUAGCACUUCACGGCCAAAGUGGGUCUCUCAAGGGUAUGAUGGUCUUGUACGAUGCGCGUCAAAACAUUGAGGUGCUUGCCCUGGAACUGGAAGCCUUGUUUUGUGUCUCUCAUACUGAAUUGGUGGUGGACCGUAUUGAUUUAGGCAAGAUUGGACACAGCACUUCCUUCAAGCCUGCUCGUUUCGAAUUUCAAAUCAGCAAUUUGGCAGACGUGCCUGCCACAUAUGACAUCAAUGCACCUAAAUACAUCAAUUUUACGCCUCUGGAUCGCAACGGUGUGGCCGUCAAGCAAAAGAUGUUUUACAUCCCUUCUCGCAAGACACAGCGUAUUGAAGGUUUACUGAUGCCCAAGGAAAUGCCUGACCAAACCUCUGGAUUGCACCGCUUUGAUGUCCGUAUUGACAAUCUUCGUAACCAUGCCAACAGCAUGCAUUUGCAUCUCAAGGCCCUGAUGACCGUGUUUGAGUUGCGUUUUGAACGGCUCUCCAGUAACGGCGAAUUGGUGUUGCCUACGUUACAUCAUCCCAUUGCUCUUCAAAAUGCGCCUUGCGAUAACUGGUUUGUCAUUCAUAACAAGACGGACGAUGAUUUGCGAUUCGAGAUUGGUGCUGAUAUUACGCCUGAAUUGAGUCCCUAUGUGCAUUUAGAUGUCUUGUCACGUUAUACCAAUUCACCACUGCAUGGCGAUAUUGCCAUUGGUCCUCAAGGCAGUAUUGAAGUCAGGGUCAGAGCUUCUCCCAAUGAAGCAUCGCGUUUACCUCGCAAUCGACCUGAAUUCACAGAUCCUUCUGGUAUCAUCAUGGCUAAAUUGUGGGUGACAACACGUCCUGCUGAAGAAGAUGAAGAGGAAGACGAGGAAGACGAGGAGGAAGGUAGAGGAGGCGCUCCUCGAACCAGCAGAAUGAGAGAAAUGAUACCGGUGCGAUGUGCAUUGGAUGAAACAGCUACAUUUGCUCUCAGUGAGCGUCGACUUGAUUUCAAGCUGGUAACCUACUAUCAAGACAGUGAAAAUGGAGAGAGCUCGGAUAUCAUGGAUUCUGCUUGCAUGCCAGAGAAUCUGCCUCUCAAUAUCAUCAACCAUGCCAUCAAGGUACCACUUCGCUUCAAGGUCACAGUGGAAGGUCCUGCUGAAUUUCCUGCGCAUGAAAUCGUUAUGAUUUCUGGCUUGAAUCAAGAUCGUACAGGUAUAGUGGCACCUGGAGGCACCACAACAUUGCAAAUUGCCAUCUCAAAUCCAAAGGAAAGUAUGCCGGGUCAACUCAAGAUUCAUGUGGAUGAUUUGGAUGCCCUGGGAGAAUCAAGACAAACCGUGUCCAUGUAUGUAACAGAGAUUGUGUGGGAUUUGUAA
This is a messenger RNA of Mucor velutinosus, 8220 nucleotides long. RefSeq lists its product as uncharacterized. Lineage: Eukaryota; Fungi; Mucoromycota; Mucoromycetes; Mucorales; Mucoraceae. The transcript has a single exon. Bases 1 to 8220 code for a protein of 2739 amino acids. The record is from RefSeq and is a predicted model, not a curated record.